Molecule: messenger RNA, 2854 nt
Organism: Oncorhynchus keta (chum salmon)
Lineage: Eukaryota; Metazoa; Chordata; Actinopteri; Salmoniformes; Salmonidae
Gene: syngr2a
Product: synaptogyrin 2a
Exons: 4
Coding region: 113-802 (229 amino acids)
Cellular component (GO): neuromuscular junction; synaptic vesicle membrane
Source: RefSeq, a predicted model, not a curated record
UAACUCUUCAGGAAAUGAGAGUGAAAACAAAACCUCACAAAUGAGACCUGCGCAUAGUCAUUUUCUAGCUGAAGUUGGGACAUAUUAAUCGGCAUAAAAAAUAUAUAUAAAAAUGGAAUCUGGUGCCUAUGGGGCCUCGCUGGCCGGAGGUGACUUCGAUUUUAUGAGCUUUGUUAAACAACCUCAAACCAUAGUCCGCAUCUUGAGCUGGAUCUUUUCCAUAGUGGUGUUUGCCACCAUCACUGGAGAAGGCUAUGUCAACCCUUCACUCCUGCCUGACACCAAAUGCAUGUUCAACAGGAAUGACAGCGCAUGCGGCUUCGGAGUGGGUAUCGGAAUUUUGGCCUUUCUCGCCUGCGUCGUCUUCAUCAUACUGGACGCCUACUUCCCUCAGAUCAGCAACGCCAAAGAGAGGAAGAACAUUGUCACUGUUGACCUGGUCUUCUCUGGAGUGUGGACGUUGUUCUGGUUCAUCUGCUUCUGUGUCCUGACCAAUCAGUGGUCUCACACCACCGAAGUAGCAGGCAUCCCUGUCGACGCCGCCCGAGCCGUAGUGGCUUUCUCCUUCUUCUCCAUUGUCACUUGGGCUCUAUUGACUACAUUUGCUUAUACAAGAUAUCGCCAAGGAGUGAGUGACCUUGACCAGGGCUACACAGACCCAGCCUAUGACAACAGCACUCCUUACCCAUCCACCUCCGCCUAUCCCCCGUACCCCACCAGUGGGCCAGAGGGCUACCAGCAGUCCCCUUUCACCCCCCAAAACCAAGAGCAUCCAGCACCAUACCAGCCCCAGUCUUACUGAGGGACUGGACCAUUGACCAGAUUUGGGGGGGGAGUUUGAGUUUUUAAGUUGCCAUUGGUGCCUGUAGCCUGGUCCCAGAUCUGUCUGUGCUGUCUUGCCAACUCCUACAGUCAUGCCAAACACAAAAAGAUCUGGGACCAGGCUAUGUUGCCUCAGCUAUGUGGACUGAUCUCAGCACUCCACUGGUCCUCUCCUUUCACCUAACUGUUUAAGUCUUAGCUGGUGUUGCGCUUACAUAAUGAAGGGUGUGUUGACAUGAUUUCAGUUGGUAUUCAUAUUGUAGUUUAGGUUGUGAAUGGAUAUUUUGCUGCAUUUUUAUACAUACAACUAGAGUGCCUGAGCUGAGCUUCAGGUAGAAUCUAAGGAAAACUGUUACUAGGGUAAAACCUAGAAUGCCAUGUAAAAAUAUAAGAUUCAGAGUGCCAUCACCACUUGAGGUAACUGCCAUAUGUUCUUUCUGUUGUUCUCUGCACUGUUUGUCUUGUAACAUAUGUAAUGCAGUCAUGUGGACACUGAAGUUCAGAUCAAACCACUGAAACAUAUGUCGCUGGGAACAUUGCUUUGUAUUGCAAAUAAUGAUGCUAUGCUAUGCUAUGGACACACUGUAUUUUUCUAUGCUGCCUAAUCCAGUUAUAUGGUAUAGUGCAUAUACAAAUACCUUUUGAUAAUGUCAAUGUAUUUCAACGUUCUAGCCAGCCCAGGAUAUCAGAACUUAUUGCCAUAUAUCUAGAAAUCAAAAGUAUUGCUAAAUUAUUGACAAACAAAGACUGUUUUUGUUUUUCUCUGCAAACCCAUUUUUUAUUUUACCUUUAUUUAACUAGGCAAGUCAGUUAAGAACAAAUUCUUAUUUUCAAUGACGGCCUAGGAACAGUGGGUUAACUGCCUGUUCGGGGGCAGAACGACAGAUUUGUACCAUGUCAGCUCGGGGAUUCGAACUUGCAACCUUUCGGUUACUAGUCCAACGCUCUACCCACUAGGCUACCCUGCCGCCCCAUACUUUUAUUUGUCCCAAUAAUGGGUGCACUGUCUAAAAAAUGCUACCUUUAACGACUACUAUCAGUGCUUUUAAAAACCACCCCUGAACUCACUCAGAGCCUAUUUCCUGUACCCAGUUUAAACCUACUUCUGGACUGAAACUCACGCUUAAUGGAAAAGCUCCAUUGCAAGUAGAUUUUCAUCCAGGAAUAGGUUUAUUCAUCUUGGUCUGGGAAACCAGCAGUACAUUUUUGGGGGGUAAAUUGGAUAACACGUUAUCUUUCUGUCAUUUGUAGUACAUGCUCCCAAGUCAUGUUAACCCUUUCAUUUGAUCUUUAUUGUAGUUUCAAACGAGUCUGUAAUAUAUUUGGUAAACGAGGGUGUGUGUUUAGUAUCAGGAACGCCCUCUCCUCAACUUGUUUGUCUCCUACCUUCAUCUAUUCCGAACGUGCCUGGGAACGGUUUUAUUUAGUUCUGGUGUGUUCUUGUCCAUGACACACCUUUUCAGACAAACUCAUAUCAGAAUUCUCAUAGAUGAGUUUAACAAAAUACCAUCUAGUAGGUAAUAUAUACAGUAUAUUGAAUUGUAAUGGUAUUCCAUUGAAAGAAAAUGAGUAGGCUGCCAGUACGUUUCAAUAAACUAGUGAACUAUUAACAAAAUAUAUUUACAAAAUAAUACAUAUGGGAGCAGUCAGCAUACUACAUUAGGACACACAACUGCAAUGUGUUUUGACUACUAGUCUUCCUCAGGCAGCGUUGUGAUAUUAGAUUGAAAUUGUUUUGUAAAUGACCUAUGCCUUUUAAUCCUCCUGGGCAUGACAAUGAAUUCCAUACAGUACCAGAGUAAGAACCUUCAUCAAAAACGACAUAUGGUCCUGCCUUUGUUCUUGGUAUAUCUUUGGUACAAGCUCAUUUAUUUACGUUAUCUCUGAUGAAGUGAUCUCACCAAUUAUCAUGCCCUCUGUCUUGGGUUUCAAGAUUGCACUGAGCUUUGCAGUCUGUUGCACAAAGUGCCUUAUAAAAGCCUACUACACCACCAACCGAACCUUUGCCAAAUAAAGGCUUUUCCUGUUUGGA